Cyphellophora attinorum is the source of this 1728-nucleotide messenger RNA. Its product is annotated as Peroxidase 2. The coding region runs from base 1 to 1728 and encodes 575 amino acids. The record is from RefSeq and is a predicted model, not a curated record. NCBI's taxonomy places the organism in Eukaryota, Fungi, Ascomycota, Eurotiomycetes, Chaetothyriales, Cyphellophoraceae. Gene Ontology annotation, molecular function: heme binding; peroxidase activity. The transcript is spliced from 5 exons. Gene Ontology annotation, cellular component: cytosol.
AUGGCCGAGUCAACCCAACCCACACCAAACCUAAGCACCAGCACAGACAGCCAACAGCCCUUGGCUGGUGGCAGUGCCAAUCAGCCACUGCUACCACCUCACCCAGCUCUCGCGGUCGCAGAUCUGAAGAACAUUCAAGGCGACGUGAUCGUCGGCCUCCCGAAGAAAGCGCAGAAGUUCUUCUUCUUCACCAUCGCUGAUGUCGACACCUUUCGUAAACGCUUGGUCAGUGUAAUCCCACUGAUUACGACAUGCCUGCAGACCUAUGAGAAUCGCCAGGCCAUCCGCAAACGACCCAGGAAGGAGGACCGCUUGCAUAUGAGCGGUGUAAACAUCGCUUUCUCGUGGCGUGGCCUGCAGAAGAUCGAUAAGGACCUCUUCCAAGGUGGUGCGUCAAAGGACCCGCAGUUGUUCGAGAAGGGCAUGAGAGCAACCAGACAGAGCCUGAGAGAUAACCCUGACAAUUGGGAUCCCAAGAACUGGGAGCUCUUUGAUCCAGCACUGGACAAGAAGCAGGGCUUUGAUGUGGCGCCAGAUGGAGCCGGACAAAUCGAUGGCGUAUUCAAUAUUGCCGGCGAAGAAGGCCCUCGUGUUGAGUCCGAAUGGGCGAAAGUGGCAGCAACCCUAGGCGAUUCCAUCAAUCAAGCAUUUGUACUCAAUGGUGCGGUAAGGAAGGGCCCAGAGGCUGGACAUGAGCACUUCGGCUAUAUGGAUGGCAUCUCCCAGCCCUUCAUCUUAGGCACCGAAGAUCUGCUCGGCCCAUCUCUCCCGGGCCAGGGCGAGGUCGAGCCUGGCGUCAUCCUCCUUGGCCGUAAAGGUGACAAGAUCGAGAGCCAGGGCCCCAGUCCGGCCGCCGACCUCCCCGAGCAGGAGCGUUUCGCUUGGCAAAAGGACGGCACGUUCAUGGCCUUCCGCUACCUGCGCCAGAAAGUGCCAGAGUUCGACAACUUCCUUGCCAGAGCCGCCUCCGUAGAUCCUCGUGUGAGCAAGGAUCUCCUCGGCGCGAGGAUGGUCGGGCGCUGGAAGAGCGGCGCGCCACUCGACAUUGCACCCUUCCAAGACGACCGCUCUCUUGCCGCCAAUAAAGAUGAGAACAACAACUUCCAAUUCGAGGACAACGAUAGCAUCACCUCCAACCCACAUUCGCGGUGCCCGUUCGCUGCACAUAUUCGCAAGACGCGCCCGCGCAAAGACCUGGACCCCAAAUUCAUGGACUUCGAGCGCGUUCUCCGCCGGGGCAUCCCUUACGGUCCCGGACUCGACCCAAAAGGGUCAGAGAGCAAAGUCAGCAAGGCCGAUCGCGGACUGUUGUUCGUCAGUUAUCAGAGUCACUUGAGUCGGGGGUUUGAGCUAAUGCAGAAGACAUGGGCAAAUAAUCCAGACUUCAUCUUCCGCAAAGACCCCAACCCGGGACUGGACCCUAUCAUAGGGCAGUCACAUGCCGACCCAACGGAAACCGAUGUCACAAAGCAGGGUGCCAAGCUGCGUCAAUCCACGGGAUUGUUCUCCGCGAACGCAAAGGACGGCACCAACGAGAAAGACGAGACGACUGGGGUCGCCGGGUUCAAGCUGGGCGACAAAGGGGCGCCCAAAGAUGCUGACGGCACAGACAAGGAUGAACUGGGUGAGGAGCAAGGAGAGGCCAAGCACGAGUGGGUGGAAAGUAGAGGCGGGGAGUACUUCUUCGUGCCGAGCUUGAGCUCGUUGUUGCAGUAUAUUGCUUUGUGA